This is a messenger RNA of Mya arenaria, 2011 nucleotides long. RefSeq names its product chromatin complexes subunit BAP18-like. NCBI's taxonomy places the organism in Eukaryota, Metazoa, Mollusca, Bivalvia, Myida, Myidae. The coding region runs from base 139 to 642 and encodes 167 amino acids. The record is from RefSeq and is a predicted model, not a curated record. The transcript has 6 exons. Gene Ontology annotation, cellular component: MLL1 complex; NURF complex.
UAGCACAAUCAAGCAAAUCAUAUCUCACGACUUCCGGCAAAAACUUGCAAGCGGGAAGACGGUUUUAAAACAAAGAAAAGACGCUGUUUCAGACAAAACGUUAGAUUUCCAAUGCAGCAAAGACGCUAAAGUGCAAUUAUGAGCUCAGCAAGCAAGGUUGGGGAAAUCUUCACUGCAGCUGGUGCUGCAUUCAGUAAGCUGGGAGAGCUAACCAUGCAACUUCAUCCUUCCGCUGAACCCACAAAUGCAAGUGGGAAGUGGACAGAACAAGAAAUUGACGCCUUACGUAAUUCUGUGAAGAGAUUCGGAGAUGAUCUGAACAAGAUCAGUGACGUUAUAAAAAUAAGAACAACCUCCCAGAUCCGAACCCAGUUAAAGCGUAAGGCAUAUGAGGAUGCCGGCUUGCAGCCACCCUCAGAACAGAGCCCCAAGAAACAGAGCACUCAACAGAAACAGGCUCAGCAGCAAACUGUCGUUGUUCAGCAACAACAGGCUGCCAAAAACCAGGAAAUCAGAGAGGUAACGUUAAGUGCCCUGAAUGCACCAGAAAGUGAUGUGGACAUAGAAGGACUCGGGGACGCUGGCACGUCCAAGAAACUUGACUUCGAUUCAGGUGAAUAUCUGGACUCCAGCCUUUUGUGAAUAAGGAACACAUAAUCCUGAGAAAUGGACUUGGAGCUUAAACAUUUACCUUGUGUAGGGAUGAUUGGUGCAAUACUUCCGAGCAGCUAGCCGGCCAGUGACUGUCAAAGUCAGCAUGGCAUAUUCAUGUUAGCUUAUCGUUAUCAUGGAUGAAAGUUAUGAUGUGAUUAAAGUGUGUCUUUUAUUUAAGGGCAGCUUGUGUUUUAUUUAAUGGCACUUUUAUAAAGUGAUCAGUAUAUGAAUGGAUGUUGAUUUAUUCAUUUAGAGAUUUCUUGAAAUUUUACUACCAAUACAUUUGUUUUCUAGUUUGGAAAAACGACUGUGGUUGGUUACCAUUAAAAAAUAAGGACAUGCUUAAAGUUCGGUCUUGUAAGUUAUGUUAAAUCCUAUCAUUUUGGUUACAGCCUGGCCCUUAUUUCUUAAAAAAACUUUUAAGUAUCUUAAUUAAAUGUGUUACAAAAGUAUAUUAAAAACAAGAAUUACAGGGAUUUUUUUACCUGGGUAUACUAUUUCAGAAGGGGAAUGGGGCCAAAAUUCAUGCUCUAUAAGGGCAAGAAAUUCAGCCUUGGAAGGCCCUGUCCCCAUUUCCCUACUGCCAAGAGACAUCUGUAGAUGCCAUAGUAGAGUCUCAGCAAUAUAAACAUCUAUCACAGAGUGAUUAAAAUUGUCUGAAAUGUUUUCAAUUUGUGAGCUAAUUUGUUGAGACAGAUCUGAUUUUAGUGAUCAACAUUAUAUUUCUAUUUUGUAAUAAACAUGUUUGAUGUGUGUGGAUGCACUGGUGUUGUUUCAUUCACUUAGAUGUAUUGUAAAACCAGUGUAUAUGUCAUUUAAAGAAUACUUGAGAUUUAGUGUAUACUUGUUCAUACAUUUGUUUUAUUGUUUAGAAGUAAGCAGUAAUGGAAAUUGGCACUUUGUGCUUUUCUUUGAUGAUCUCAGAAUGAUUUUUCAAAUCUUUACAAAAUAAUGUGUUCUUGAUGUAUCCUGGGAAGAUAGUGAUAACAAUUGUGUCUUGAUAAUUAUAAAUCAAUUAAAAAUCUGCAUCGACUUAACUAGUGAUGUCUUGAUGAUCCGAUUAUAAUCGAAAAUUGAUUGGUUGGGCCUGAAGUCAGCGACAAUGAGUUGUAUUUUGUCAUAACGAUCAUAGAUUCAACCGGCAAUUUUUUCUUAUUCUUUCCUCUUGUUAUUUGCGUCAACUGGUAAAAUGUUGCUAAAGCUUUUAAGAUGUAUUUUGUGCUGUAUUUUAUAAAUGCUGCAAGGAAUGACUUCAUAAAAAUAAAGACCAGUUUUAUCCUUUUUAAUCAUGUUAAUGAUUGGCAAACAUGCUUGUAUUCUUGUGUACAGUGUAAAUAAAUACUUAAAGAAUUUGAAA